Theobroma cacao (cacao) is the source of this 804-nucleotide messenger RNA. NCBI's taxonomy places the organism in Eukaryota, Viridiplantae, Streptophyta, Magnoliopsida, Malvales, Malvaceae. The record is from RefSeq and is a predicted model, not a curated record.
AUGACAGGAGGAGGAAACCAGAUGGAGCAAAAGCAAAACAACAUGUCGAGGCCAGACCUUUCUCAAGAUAUCAUAGAGGAGAUACUCGCACGAUUGCCAGUCAAGUCUUUGCUGAGAUUCAAGUGCGUUUCCAGGUCAUGGUACUCUUUGAUCUCCAGUCCUUCAUUCGCCAGAAUGCAGUUGGAACGAGCAUCGGGAACGAGUGUUCUUAUUACAUCGACCCCUUCUCGCCUCAACUUGGUAGAUUACGAAGCAUCUUUUUGCGAAGUACCCCUUGAUUUUCCACCAAAAAGACAGGACCAUCGAGUCAGGAUCAUGGGAUCAUGCCAUGGAUUGGUAGCCGUAGCUCUUGAGAAGGACAAGGUCUUUUUGUGGAACCCAUCGACUGGGGACUACAAGAAGUUGCCAGAUCCUUGUUUUCCAUCAAGUGGCGCUCUUUAUUGUCAUGGUUUUGGUUAUGACUCAUCUACUGAUGAUUACAAAGUGCUUUUGGGUGUUCAGACAUGGCGUCCAAUCUCAUAUGAUUUUUACUCAGAGGUGACAGUUUCCAUCUUUUCACUGAGAAAUAAUUCAUGGAGAAUGAUUCAAUCACCCUCUGUCGACUUCUCGUCUCUCCUUUUCCUAAAUCUUUCAGGGUUUUUUGUCAAUGGAGCUCUCCAUUGGCUGACAGCCAAAAGAGUGACAGUAGAAAUCCAAGCUUUCGAUUUAAAGAUGGAGAGAUUUAGCAUAGUUCCAAUUCCUGAUCAGCCACAAACUUCCUUCAAUUAUUUGAAAAUCGGGGUUCUUGAUGGAAGACUUUGCUGA